Molecule: messenger RNA, 540 nt
Organism: Zingiber officinale
Lineage: Eukaryota; Viridiplantae; Streptophyta; Magnoliopsida; Zingiberales; Zingiberaceae
Product: tetraspanin-8-like
Exons: 2
Coding region: 1-540 (179 amino acids)
Biological process (GO): auxin-activated signaling pathway
Cellular component (GO): plasmodesma; plasma membrane
Source: RefSeq, a predicted model, not a curated record
AUGAGAAAGAUCAGCAACGCCGUGCUCGGCGUCGUCAACUUGCUCACUCUUCUCCUAUCUCUCCCUGUGAUCGCGGUGGCGCUGUGGCUAACCUUCCGCUCAGCGGCCUUGUCGGAGUGCGGCCGAUUUCUGCUCCUGCCACUGCUCGCGGUGGGCGCCGCCCUGUUCGUGACCUCCCUGCUCGGCCUCGUCGGCUCCUUCUUCCGCGUCUCCGGCUUCCUGUGGACCUACCUGGCGGUGCUCUCCCUGGUGAUCUUGGCGGUGUUGGCAUUCGCGGUGAUGGCGCUGGCGGUGACCAACAGGAGCGUCGGGCGGGCGCUGUCGGGGAAGGGUUACGAGGAGUACCGUCUGGGGCACUACUCUCUGUGGUUACAGAGACGGGUGCACGAGUGGAAGAACUGGAAGGUGAUCUCCUCGUGCUUGAAGGAGGGAAAGAGUGGGGCAGAAUCUACAUCCAGUCAACACGGUAGCCACAUCCCCAGCUUGUCAUCUCCUCGAUUUUCAGAUAGGAUCAUAUUGACGUCAUCUGUGGGAACGUAG